Camelus dromedarius (Arabian camel) is the source of this 2248-nucleotide messenger RNA. RefSeq names its product WD repeat domain 70 (gene WDR70). Gene Ontology annotation, molecular function: protein binding. NCBI's taxonomy places the organism in Eukaryota, Metazoa, Chordata, Mammalia, Artiodactyla, Camelidae. The coding region runs from base 94 to 1827 and encodes 577 amino acids. The transcript has 16 exons. Gene Ontology annotation, cellular component: nucleus; site of double-strand break. The record is from RefSeq and is a predicted model, not a curated record.
GCUCCCAGGCGAUACUUCCGGCGCGGUUUGCCGGGAGUCUUCGGCAGGUGUUUGGGCUGCGGCUGUCUCUAGUUCCGUGGCGGGUGGCCGACCAUGGAGCGCCCGGCGCCCAGUGAAGUGACUGGCUCAGACGCCUCGGUACCGGACCCGCAGCUAGCGGUCACCAUGGGCUUCACGGGUUUCGGGAAAAAAGCUCGCACGUUUGAUUUGGAAGCAAUGUUUGAACAAACUCGAAGAACAGCGGUGGAAAGAAGUCGGAAAACACUGGAAGCAAGAGAAAAAGAGGAAGAAAUGAACAGAGAGAAAGAAUUAAGAAGACAAAAUGAAGAUAUUGAACCAACAUCUUCAGGCUCAAAUGUGGCCAGAGAUUGCUCUAAAUCAUCUUCCAGGGAUACGAGCAGCAGUGAAAGUGAAGAGAGUUCUAAUUCUUCUGAUGAUGAGUUAAUUGGCCCCCCUUUACCCCUUAAAAUGGUGGAAGAACCGGUUAAUCGGAUGGAGGAAGAUAUCCUUGGUCCUUUACCUCCACCUCUUGGUGAAGAAGUGGAAGAAGAUGAUGAUGAUGAUGGUGAUUCAGAAGAGGAAGAAAAUCCUGUCCAAAAGAUCCCUGACUCGCAUGAGAUAACACUAAAGCAUGGCACUAAAACAGUUUCUGCUUUGGGUUUGGAUCCCUCAGGUGCCCGUUUGGUGACUGGAGGUUAUGACUAUGAUGUUAAGUUUUGGGAUUUUGCUGGAAUGGAUGCUUCUUUUAAGGCAUUUAGAUCCCUUCAGCCCUGUGAAUGCCAUCAGAUCAAGUCAUUACAGUAUAGUAACACAGGAGACAUGAUUCUUGUUGUAUCUGGAAGUUCUCAGGCCAAAGUGAUUGACAGAGACGGUUUUGAAGUAAUGGAAUGUAUAAAGGGAGACCAGUAUAUUGUGGAUAUGGCCAACACCAAGGGUCACACAGCAAUGCUUCAUACUGGCUCAUGGCAUCCCAAAAUAAAGGGAGAAUUUAUGACUUGCUCAAAUGACGCGACUGUGAGGACAUGGGAUGUUGAAAAUCCAAAGAAGCAAAAAAAUGUGUUUAAACCACGGACGAUGCAGGGUAAAAAAGUAAUUCCCACCACGUGCACAUACAGUAGAGAUGGAAACCUCAUAGCAGCUGCCUGCCAGAACGGAAGCAUACAGAUCUGGGAUCGAAAUUUGACUGUUCAUCCUAAAUUCCACUAUAAACAAGCUCAUGACCCAGGCACAGACACUUCUUGCGUGGCUUUUUCCUAUGAUGGUAACGUCCUUGCCUCUCGUGGUGGUGAUGAUACAUUAAAAUUAUGGGAUAUCCGACAGUUUAAUAAGCCACUCUUUUCAGCCUCGGGUCUUCCCACCAUGUUCCCAAUGACUGACUGUUGUUUCAGUCCAGAUGAUAAACUGAUUGUCACCGGUACAUCUGUUCAAAGGGGAUGUGGCAGCGGCAAACUUGUUUUCUUUGAGCGCAGGACUUUCCAAAGGGUAUAUGAAAUAGACAUCACAGAUGCGAGUGUUGUCCGCUGCCUGUGGCAUCCAAAGCUGAACCAGAUCAUGGUGGGGACCGGAAAUGGAUUGGCUAAAGUCUAUUAUGACCCCAACAAGAGUCAGAGGGGAGCAAAAUUAUGCGUCGUUAAAACCCAGCGGAAGGCGAAACAAGCAGAGACUCUAACCCAGGACUACAUCAUCACCCAAGAAGGGAUAAGUCCCCAUCAAGUCACCAUGUCAAGAGAUUCAGGCACCUCCCUCCACUCAAGGCAACCUUUAUCCCAGUUUCAGUGGGAUAAGUGUUCCUCCCUUCCGGUUACUCGUGUUGUCAACUCCUCCUGAGAGGUGGUCACAUUUCAGAAACGUGUGAAGUGAUUCCAGUGUUUGUGAGGCAUCUGAGGAAACUUCAGGUCUGACAAGCAAGCUAUUGGCGCUAUUCACAUUUGGGUCCUGUAAGAAAAGAAAAGAAAAGAGGUGGUCCCAAUGUUUCUUUUCAAAACCACAGAAAUUAAGUUUAACUGCUACCCAUGGUUUGGGAGAUGGGGAGCCUCACUGAUGUUUCCAUGACAGUAUUUGACAGUAUUUCCUGAGUGCCAUUAGCUGCCAGGAGAGGUGAACAAUGAGUCUGGUUUCACAUGAAAUUGGCUAAUUGGUUGCAGUAAGACUGUCUUUUAUUAUUAAAUGAAGGCUGUCAUUAUGACUUCCACUUCAUCUUCAGUUAGUCAUGCUUUAGCUAUGUUUUUGGAUGGAAGGGUUAUUAUCG